CAACUUUAAUAGUAAAACAGCUGUAUCACAAGACGGAAAUGUGAAGGAAAAUUUCGUUGCUAUAAAGCAAUACAUACUUAAAAUAAAUGAAAUAUGAACACGAUAAUUGCCUUAACAAUUUAUUUUUCUAUAUGAUGUGAAUUAUAGACUUUUAUUAUGUUAAACAAAAAAAGAGUUAUAGUCUGUUAUUUAUAAAUAUUCUUUUCACUCAUCUAAACUUUAAUUUUAAUUGUAUCGGUCGAAAUCUCAGAGCAGUUUAUAUUUUUCAUUACUUAUAAAUUAGCAGUGAGUAUAAAAAAGGAUUUCAUAAUAUUCAAAUAAUAAUAGAAAUCGCCAUAACCUCUUCGGUGCAGAGGUUAAUCUUUGGGAUCUAAGGUUAUUUUGGUUAUUCCUAUCCUAUGUCCCUUCUGAGGAUUCACUGUCUUUCUUGUCUUUAUGUACCAAAUUUAAUUCAUGCCAUUUCAGUAGUUUAAGUGUGAAGAAGGUUAGAAAGACGUAAACAUUUAUUUUAUUUGUAGGGAUUAUAACACAGAUUAUUUUUUUAAAAGUCCCUAGUUCAAAACAGAUACAGUAAAAAGAAUGUUAGAAAGCCAAGUGAAAAGUGUGGCUAGCAGAAUGAGGGCGUGGCGAGUGCACAGCUAUGGCGGCCUGGCAGAGCUGCAACUGGACAGUGCUCGUGUGCCAGCUCUGAGGAGCACUGACGAUGUGCUUGUUAAAGUACAUGCUGCAUCUCUAAAUCCACUUGAUGUGGCUAUGCUCGGUGGGUACGGGUCGCGCGUGCUGAACGUGCUGCGGCGCGCGGAGAGCGCGGCGGGCGCGGCGGAGCUGAGCGAGCUGCCGCUGGUGCCGGGGCGCGACUUCUGCGGGCGCGUGGAGCGCGCGGGGCCGGCGGCGCGCCUGCGGCCGGGCGCGCGCGUGUGGGGCGUGCUGCCGCCGCACCGACCCGGCGCGCUCGCCGACUACGUGCUCGUCAAGGACCGCUGGGCGGGGCGGGCGCCGCAGUCGCUGGACGAGUGGCAGGCGGGCGGCGCGCUGUACGCGGCGCUGACGGCGUGCAGCGCGCUGCGGGCGGCGGGUGUGCGGGUCGGGGCGCAGGGCGCGGGGGGGCGGGGCACGCGCGUGCUGCUCCUGGGGCUGGGCGGCGUGGGGCAGGCCGCGCUGCAGCUGCUGGUGCACUCGGGGGCGCACGUGGCGGUGGGCUGCGCGGCCGAGCUGGCGCCGCUGGCCGACGCGCUCGGCGCCGCCGCGACGCUGGACCGACACGCGCCCGACUACGACCGGCAGCUAGAUGACGCCGGACCGUACGACGUAAUACUGGACUGCUGCGGCGCAGGCGGGUGGGAGGCUGGCGCGCGGCGCUGGCGGUUCGCGCGCUACGUGACGCUGAGCACGCCGCUGCUGGCGCUGACGGACGCGCGCGGGCUGGCGGCGGGCGCGGCCUGCGCGCUGGCCGCGCUGGCGGGGCAGGCGCUGGCGGCGGCGCGCAGCCCGCCCGCCGCGCCCGCACUCACUGCGCCCUGCCCGCCGCACGUGCGCUGGGCCUAUUUCGUGCCGCGCGCCGAUGACAUUGAGAUGCUGAGGCGCCUCGCGGAACGGGGGAAGUUCAAGGUGCAGGUGGAGCAGGUGUACGGGUGGUGGGACGCGGCGCGCGCGCUGCAGCGCGUGCAGCGCGGCCACGCGCGCGGCAAGCUCGUGCUCGACUUCACCGCGCCCGCCCCAACCGCCCCGCCCGCAGACACCAUCGCGCCUACCUAGAAUAACUCAAGUCUGGCGUUGCGUUCCCACUGGAAUCUAGGGAGUUCAUUUUGAGAACGUUAAUAGUUAGUGUUAUAGUUAUUGAAGUAUUAUUAUUGUUUGUUAAUGAAAAUUAUGUUAUGAAUAAAAAGAA
Molecule: messenger RNA, 1888 nt
Organism: Colias croceus (clouded yellow)
Lineage: Eukaryota; Metazoa; Arthropoda; Insecta; Lepidoptera; Pieridae
Product: reticulon-4-interacting protein 1 homolog, mitochondrial-like
Exons: 6
Coding region: 580-1755 (391 amino acids)
Cellular component (GO): mitochondrion
Molecular function (GO): oxidoreductase activity
Source: RefSeq, a predicted model, not a curated record